Ruditapes philippinarum (Manila clam) is the source of this 1183-nucleotide messenger RNA. RefSeq lists its product as uncharacterized. NCBI's taxonomy places the organism in Eukaryota, Metazoa, Mollusca, Bivalvia, Venerida, Veneridae. The transcript is spliced from 8 exons. Gene Ontology annotation, molecular function: growth factor receptor binding; growth factor activity. Gene Ontology annotation, cellular component: membrane. Gene Ontology annotation, biological process: positive regulation of protein autophosphorylation; positive regulation of cell population proliferation. The record is from RefSeq and is a predicted model, not a curated record. The coding region runs from base 146 to 1183 and encodes 345 amino acids.
GUCUGUAUAUGUAUAAAUAUGCAAUGAAUUGCUUCCAAGUCUUAAAAUAAUAACUAAUUUAGUUGAGAAUCGCGUUUCAAAAAUAUAUAAGACGUUACAAUCAUUAAAUUAAGCUUUUGUCAUAUUCGCAAAGGAAAUACUGAACAUGAAAAUUGCGUUAGGUAGCUUUUGUGUAGCUGUUCUACAUUUGACACAAGCGAUGUGGUUUAAUACGGCGUCAAAAAAUAACUUUCUAGAUGAAAUGGCUCAUGUGCAGAAUAUGUCACAGUGGUGUAAACUUCUUAACAUAGAGGAUUGUGAAAAAGUGAUCAAUUCUGUACCUACAUCAUUGAUAGAUGAAAAUUGGAAAGUACUAGAAAGGUUUGAAAACGAUUUCACAGGAAAUGUACCGGAAGCAAACUUCGAUACAUGUUCAUCAAGUUUACAAACGGUAAUGACGCCAAAAAGGCCGGGAUAUUCCGUAUGGCCACCAUGUACACUUGCAUUCAGAUGUUCCGGUUGCUGCACGAAUGCUAUUAAUUCUUGUCAACCCGUUACCACCUCGGAGAAGCAAGUAAAGGUAAUUUACACCAAGCUACGAAAUCCGGGACAUAGACAUGUCAUUGGAGAUAUUGACAUUAGUCUUGUGUCGAUAACCGAGCACAACGACUGUAUGCCAAAAUGUAAAACAAAAGAAGAAGAUUGUCAUACAUUUCAGAAGUAUGAGCCGAAUAUAUGCAGCUGCGUCUGUCGGCCUGAGAGAGAAAGCCUUCGAAAAACCUGCAAAGGGAAACAAAUCUGGGAUGAGGAGGCAUGUAAUUGUGUAUGUGUAAAUAUGAACACGACUAAAUGUCCGUCAUCUUCUUAUUUCAGCACAGAGACUUGUCGCUGUGAACUUAAGUCCAGUGCCAACGGUGAAACUUAUAUAAGUCAACUCUUGAAACGCAUGAAAACUGACUUACUCCGACAAGACAAUCUGAAGGAAAAUCAACACGUCAGUAAAGAGAUUGAAGUGAAAAUGGUUGCUGGGAGGGUAACAGUGUUUGGAGAAGAAAUGCUGGAAGAAAAUGUCAAUGACAAGAAGGGUGGUCAUGGAAUUCUUAAAGAUGGUGACGAUGACGACUAUAACGAUGACGAUACUAGUGAUGAUAAAGAUGACGAUGUUGAUGACGAAACAAUGCUGGUGCAUAACGAGACGACUUAA